Molecule: messenger RNA, 2242 nt
Organism: Chelmon rostratus (copperband butterflyfish)
Lineage: Eukaryota; Metazoa; Chordata; Actinopteri; Chaetodontiformes; Chaetodontidae
Exons: 4
Coding region: 183-1871 (562 amino acids)
Source: RefSeq, a predicted model, not a curated record
UAAAAAUGUGAGCGUAUAUGUUUAUAUGAUUACAUCGUAGCUAUGCGAGGUCGAAGUGUCUCAUCACGGUACGUGAAAUAAUUAAACCGAAUAGGAAACACCAAUCGAUCUUACCUCUUGGCGACGAGGUUUCGUAAGAAAUCAACAUCUGAAAGCACAGAGGUCCCGUGGAGUGACAGACCAUGGGCCGGCUGGAUGAUGCAGCCAAACACAAAGUGGUGGAGCUGCGGAAGGCUGGUCUGAGUUUCCGUAAGAUCAAAGCUGUGCUGGAGCUGGAGAACAUCAAGGUGUCUGCUCAGGCCAUCUACCUCUUCCUGAGGGAGUUUCAAGGGAGGCCGCCAGGGAGGGUCAGACCUGUGGAGGCUGGAAGCAGCACAUCACCGGCACAGGUGCAGCCUCGAGCCGGGGCAGUGCAAGAAAGCUGGAGUAAUAUUAAUCUCCAAAACCUUCUGAGGGAGGCUUCCCACCAUGCUGGCUUUACACCAGCUGCCAACUUUGCCAAGCAGACUUCCACAAAUACGGAUACUGGUGCAAAGCCAUCUGGGUCUGGGGAAAUCGGCGGCGGCAGCAGGCCAGAACAGCAGCAUGAGGGCGAUAAGGAAGAAAAUGACAUCCAGAUUGUUAGCGUCACCUCCCUUGCACAGAACAUCCAACAAAGAAGUCCCCAGUCCUCUGUAACAAGGGCAGAGGCAGGCACAGUGUCUUCAACUCUAACAGCUUCUGGAGCAUUCAUGAGGAGGAGAGUCACACCUUCUCCAGCCACCAAUUCAAUGCUGGCAGCUCGAAAGAGGCUUUUGGAUAAAGCGCUGUCACACAGGAUGAAGUCAUUCCAGCAGGUGGCGUCAUUGCUGAGGAGAGAUCACUUGAGUGUCCAAGGUGCUGAUCUGAGGAAUGCAAUGCCACAGCCGCCUGAGACUUAUGAUCUGACCACUGAAAAGACUGUUAUGGAGGGUCAGGCUGGAGGAGGCAGUGCCCCCAGGCGGUUCCUCGCACAGAGACCGGGUCUCUCUGCUCGUUCCGUCCACCCUCUCCCUCGGGUUGGCAUCCGUCUUCCUAACCGGUCAACAUCACCUUUAACAUCCUCGGCUCCUGGGGUUGCCAUCAUCCGACUGCAGACCCCGGGAGGCCAGGGCGCCACUCGUAGUGAGGGGAACCCAAGCCCCCAGCAGGCAGUCCAGGACGCAGGCGGGAGAGGUGGACUGCAGGAUCAGAUUCAGACCCUGGGCUCUGAGGUGCGCAGCUUGGGUCUGGCAGUGAAGAUGCUGGUGGAACAGCAAUGCCGUCUGGAGAGGGAGCAGGCGCAGCAGACACACAUUCAGAAACAGAUCCUCAGUACUCUACAGAGUUUUGCCUCCAAACUGGGAAGUUGUAGCAAUGUUCAACAGCAGCACAACAAAACUCCAUCACCCUCUAAUUUGCCGACAGCGUCCGCAUCAACUUCCUUCAGCCAAGACACCUUCAACUUCAGUCAAGGCACAUACACUCAGUGCAGCCAAUCCCAGCCAAACUACAACUCUUUAGAGAGUUUAGAAAAUGUAGAGGCCUUUAAACUGCCAGGACUUAGCCCUUCAAGCAUGAAUGGGUUUACACCAUGUAGCAAUGCUGAGAACCUCCCACUUACUCACACUCCCCCUCAAACACAACCGUAUUCAGCUGCAUAUCCACAGCAAAACAGCCAAACACUCAUGCCGCCCUACACGCAGUCCUAUGUCUCUACAUACAACCAGUCACAUUCCCAGACUUUCAGAGGGUCAGAGAAUAAAACAUCUGAUUUCCCAAGCAGCUGUACAGCGAGGACCCUCCAGGACUGCAGUGUGUCCACGCAGCCACAGGAUCAACAGAUCAGUAUUAUCAAAGUGGAAGGACCUUAGAGGGCCUCAGAUGCUCCAGCUUGUUGGGACCAUAAGGGCUCACAUGUGCUUUUUUUAGAGUCAUUUUAGAAGACUUAUGUAAAACACACAUGUUUUUACAAUAAACACACUGUAGCAUUUCUGAAAUUCCUUUUACUUCCAAAUUACAUUUCAAGAGAAUACAAACAGCAAUAGAAUAAACAUAGUAUAAUGUUUAGUAAUAAUGUGUUGAUGAUUUGUUGUAACAAUGGGCAGUUAUUACAGAAUUAGAGAAAAUGAUAUGUGCAGGCACUUUGUCAUUUUUUAAAGCAUUUCUUGUUUAUUUUGUAUCUGUUAUUUUUCUAUCACUAGGACUGGCAUUACAAACUGUUAGUUUUCAUACCUCUAUGCUA